Messenger RNA from Zophobas morio, 2822 nucleotides. Its product is annotated as cytochrome P450 9e2-like. The coding region runs from base 131 to 1720 and encodes 529 amino acids. Gene Ontology annotation, molecular function: monooxygenase activity; oxidoreductase activity, acting on paired donors, with incorporation or reduction of molecular oxygen; iron ion binding. Lineage: Eukaryota; Metazoa; Arthropoda; Insecta; Coleoptera; Tenebrionidae. The record is from RefSeq and is a predicted model, not a curated record. The transcript is spliced from 5 exons.
GUAUGUUAGCUACCAACAAUGCAUUGCGUUAGAUAUGGUGUUCGUUCACUUCUAAAUUUCUGACACAAUUAUCAAACUUCAUCAAGGACAGCAUUGAAUAACAGUGCGGUGUAACGUAAGUCUUUGAAAAAUGUGGAUGUUUAUUGUUGCCGCGGUACUAAUGGUACUUGGUUACUGGAGGUUUAGCCGAUCCCAUAGUUACUGGAUAAAAAAGGGAGUAACCCAAUUAAAACCAAUUUUUAUCUUUGGAGAUUUCUGGCCUUUAUUUUCGCGCAAACUAUCCGCCCCUGAAAUGACACAAGCAAUGUAUAACUCUGGUCAAAAUUUAAGGUACGUGGGCAUAUACCAGUUCCUUCAGCCCGUUCUUCUUUUGAGAGAUCCAGAACUCAUCAAACAAAUCACAGUAAAAGAUUUUGACCAUUUUCUGGACCAUAUGACUCUUCUAGAUUCAGAUACCGAUCCUCUCCUUGGUAAAAAUUUAGCUUUACUUACUGGUAUUCAAUGGAGAGAGAUGAGAUGCACCCUCAGUCCGUCUUUUACCAGCCGCAAAAUGAAGUAUAUGUUUUCCUUAAUGUCACUAAACGCAAACCAGUUUGUAAACUAUUUCUUGCAAAAAGAUAAAGUAGUAAUUGAGGUAGAAAUGAAAGAUGUUAUUUCAAGAUUUACAAAUGACGUUAUUGCUAGCACUGUGUUUGGUUUUGAAUGCGAUUCCUUGAAAGAACCCAACAACGAGUUUUAUACAAUGGGAAGGGCAACUACUGAUUUUACAAAUCUACGAACAAUUCUGGUAUUCAUGGGUUACUUCUUAGCGCCCAAGCUACUUAAAUUCUUCAAAAUCACGAUGUUUUCUGAUAAAAUAAAUAAAUAUUUUACAACAAUAAUUAAAGAAAAUAUUGAAAGCAGAGAAAAAUACGGUUCCAAACGACCUGAUAUGAUUGGUUUAUUACUUGAAGCCAGAAGAAACAAACACAACGACGAUGAUCACACUCCUUUACCGGAUACUGGUUUUGCUACGGUAGAAGAAUCAGAUAUUGGUAAAAACGAAAAGUUGAGGAAGUGUGAAAUAACAGAUGAAGACAUUACUGCUCAGGCUUUUGUAUUCUUUAUUGCUGGAUUCGAAACUGUUUCUACCUUAAUGUGUUUUAUGUGUUACGAAUUAGGUGUCAAUCAAGGCGUACAAGAGAAACUUAGGAACGAAGUAGACGCCACUAAAAAAAAGUGUGGUGGAAAAAUUACGUAUGAAGCACUGACCACAAUGAAGUAUAUGGAUAUGGUAGUAUCAGAGACCUUAAGAAAAUGGCCAACUACUGUAGGUACUGAUAGAAUGUGCACUAAACCCUAUACCCUUAAACCAAAAAUAGCAGAUGAGAAACCAGUUCAUUUAGAUCAAGGUACUGUGAUAAUGCUACCAGUUUAUGGAAUACAUAGAGAUCCACAAUACUAUCCAGAACCAGAACGGUUCGAUCCCGAACGCUUCAGUGACGAGAACAAAAGUAAAAUUACACCGUACACAUUUUUUCCAUUUGGAUUAGGACCGAGGAACUGCAUUGGUUCGAGAUUUGCCUUAUUGGAGACUAAGCUUCUUUUUUACUACACUCUGUCUAAUUUUGAAAUCAUUCCAGUUGAGAAAACGCAAAUCCCCCUUCGUUUUAAUAGAAAGGCUAUAACUAUGUCUGCUGAGAAAGGUUUUUGGUUGGGCCUUCAACGCCGCGUAAAUUAAAAUUGUGAGUAUAUAUAGACAAUGUUCUAUCACAAGAAACAACCAGCGUGAAACAAUAUUCUACAAGGAAAGUGUUUGUAUCAAGACUAAGUAUGACAAUAAUGAAAUUCAAAAUCUUGUAAAAUUUUGUAGUUUUGCAAGACGUAUCGGAGUUCAUAAAUUAAUAGUCGGCUAGAUAUAUCAAAGUAAAAUGCCCCCAGUGUUAGUCUGUUGGAUAUUAUUAGGCAUCUAUAUAAAAUUUUGUAAGUUAAGUAUCAACCGAGAAUUUUUUAAGAUUUUCGGUUUUUAAGAAGAUUGUUCAAAUUCACAUAAGUUUUAUUGCAAUAAAUGUCACAAUAAAGCAAAUAUGUCUCUCAGAUUAAUCAUCAAACAACAUGUUUUCUAAGCUUAAGAGCAUAUGUAGCUGUCAUAAGUUUUAGCUUUAGAACAAACAUCAAUAAAUAGAUACAUAACAUCUUUUGAACGACCAUACUCUUUGCAUAUGAAAUACUCCUGCGGCUUAUCCUCCAAAGGUUCACUCUCACCAAGUUCUGUGCACGAUGGAAUAGGAUAUUCGUCCUGCGGGCAUACACCAUUUUGCAGAACAAUGUCGCAAAGUCCAAUACCAAUGUUGUAGCCAAGUCCUUGUUCGCACUGACUCGGGUAAGCUUUCAGCGUGUCUUUGGUUUGGACGCAUAGAGAACAAACUUGUUGCAGUAAAGAGGAUCCGGAAAAAUACCCACAAUGUCAAACAGACAUGGAAAAGGCAAAUCUGCGAUACCAUCGCAAAAGGGAUCCUGUGCAGUAGUGCACUUAUUCUUGAUACAUUUUUCUCCGUAGUUCACAAGUUUUCGUGUUCUGUUUUGUGUAAGUGUCGUCAUCUUGGAUACAUGCCGCUAAACUACUGCAACUGUCGCAAAAAAGUCCAUAAGUAGGGCAAUUUUUGGGUUUUUCACAAGUUUUGGAUAGAGCCGCGCUGUAGUCCAUAAGGUUUUUGGCGUGGCAAAAGGCCAAAAACUGAAACGGAAAAAUUGUUAGCUCCCAUGUACAAUAUAUGCAUUAAUGCACAACAGCGUUCACACUGACAACUAUGACUAAAUAAAAAUACUGUUUUCCACUACAA